Messenger RNA from Hyla sarda, 4916 nucleotides. RefSeq lists its product as uncharacterized. Gene Ontology annotation, biological process: retrotransposition. The transcript is spliced from 17 exons. Gene Ontology annotation, cellular component: ribonucleoprotein complex. Gene Ontology annotation, molecular function: protein binding; single-stranded RNA binding. NCBI's taxonomy places the organism in Eukaryota, Metazoa, Chordata, Amphibia, Anura, Hylidae. Bases 1 to 3171 code for a protein of 1056 amino acids. The record is from RefSeq and is a predicted model, not a curated record.
AUGGGUGGCUUGCGUGGCAAGCGUGGAUAUAAGAAAUCUAAACUGAAUGCUGAUGCCUCCAAGCUGACCUCGGAUGCGGAUGCCUCCUCUGAUGAUGGGUCCUCCUGCUCCUCUCGUUCCUGCGGUCUUUCUCCUCGGGAUACUGCAGCUCAGACCCUGCUUGCUACUAAAGUCUCUGUGCAUGCGGUGAAAGCGCUGAGCCAGUUCUCCAGACCUCCAGACAGUUCCGGGGGGACCUCACCCACUCCACCAUUAUCCUUGCUGGAUGGUUCUCCGAUCUCCCUAAAGAGCUUAUCCUCAGACAGACCUGUUAUUGAUGUUGACGAAUUGCGGCAAGACUUCAUUAUCUUGCGUCACGAGACCCAGAAGAUACGUGAGCGCACUGAGGAAGUGGAACAAAGGGUUGCUAUGGUGGAAGAUACUCUUCAUCCUUUGCUGGACAGAGUGGACUACUUACAACGCCAGUUGAUGGGAGUUCUGGGUCGGUUAGAUGAUAUGGAAAACCGCCUGAGGUGCAACAACAUAUGCCUGGUGGGCCUUCCUGAAAAGGUGGAGGGAAAUGAUUCGGUGCUCUUCCUUGAAACGUGGCUCAAAGAUCUUCUCCCUGUGGACACUUUCUCCCCAUACUUCUCAGUUGAACGAGCACACAGGGUCCCGGCUUGGCCUCCUCCUCCGGGGGGUCCCCCAUGUCCUUUUCUGGACAAGCUUCUCCAUUUCAAGGAUAGAGACGCUAUUCUACGAGCUGUUCAACUUAAAGGCAAAGUAAUUUGUGAAGAGAGCAGAGUAUCCUUCUAUCCCGACUUCUCUGUGGAGCUCCAUAAGCAAAGGGGGAAAUUUACAGAGGUUCGGUCAAAGUUACGUGCCAAAGGUUAUCGCUAUUCCAUGCUUUAUCCUGCGAGUGGUAGAUGGAACUUCAUUGGGUGGAUGCAGCACCUUCUGUCAGUCCUGCGGACUGAACUGCCAUGGACUGCCCUGCUCAGCGCUCCUUCCUCCUUAUUCUGGGGUUUAGUUAGCGAGAGGGAGUUAGGUUACCAGGGACCCCAUAGGUUCCGGCUGUCCCUGAGGUGUACCUGGGACCUGUCCCUCCCAGCGCUUAGCCGUGCCCAAGCGGAGGUGUUAGAUACCCAGUUUACCCUGGAGGAGUUGGUGCAGGCUAUUAAGGAUCUUCCCCAUGGGAAGACCCCAGGUUUAGAUUGGAAAAACAUGAAACACAUUUUGGGGCUGCUAUUUGCUGUAUGUCUUAAAACAGGAUUUACAGAAAGCUGUGAUGAUAUUGUGGACUGUUCCGAGUCUCCAGACUGGAAUCACGCGAUCUUUUGUCAAUCAGUUUUCAAUGAAAAGGGCCGUUUCCUACAUGUGAAAUGUUCUUGGUUGCCAUAUGAAUCUUCUGUAUUAUCGAAAAAAACAGGAUACAAAUUACAUCAGGUGUGGCCUGAACAUCUUGACUGUCUAGUGACUGAUACAUACGACACCUCUAUGAUCCUCGAGAAGGACAAGCUUGAAACUGAUUGGGUGACAACUAUUUGGGUGUCCUAUGAGAUUUCUGAUCAGCUUUGUGUGAAAACAAAUAAUUUCUCUAUUUUACCAAAAGUGAAUUGUCAAUUCCCAAAUAUCCAACAUGCGAUUCACUCAGGAAACUUCUUAAGAUUUCAUCUGGAUAAGACUGGACAAGUGAGAUAUCGAGAAAUCACAUCGUCUCAGUGGCACACUAUCAAUGUAACAAACAUGUCAGCUAAUAUAUCACUGCCAGGAACACUGUUACCAGAGUCAUAUGUUAUGCAGCAAAGAUGUUUCAAUGAGUUUUGUUUUCAUUGCAAAUGGGAAACUGAGACAAUAGUUCCACAUGAAUUAUUAGGAGCCCCAGAUAUCAUGGUCACCACUGAAAAGUUAUCGCCAGGCAAACAAAGACUUAUUCUUGAGUGGAAGUACAUCGGUCAUGACUUUGUGGAUGGAUACCGUGUCAUGAUUCAGAGGCUCCCAAACAGUUGUGGUUAUAUUAUGACUUUUAAUACAACCAAUAUUAAGAUCCAUGUAAACCUUUCUGUGGCUUUCUUUAAUGUCUCAGUAAUGGCUUACAAUAAAGCAGGAACAUCCAGGUCAGCAAGCACGGUGGUCCCUCUUUUGGCUGAACCAGAUUUUCCAGGAAAGAUAAAUGCUACCUAUGUAAACAACACAAUAUUUCUCAGUUGGAGCCCAUUGUUUGAAUGUGAUUUUGUUGUAAUAAACUGGGGCACAGGCUACUCUAAAAUGGAAUCCAAAACUAUUAUGGACAAAAUAGAAAAUUAUUCAAUUCCAGGUCCAUUUGUAGCCAUGGAACGUUACACAAUCAUGAUUUCCCUAUAUAACUCCUGUCGAUGUAAAGAUUCCACAGAAGAAACAACAUUUGGAUUGACCUAUAUUUAUACAGAAGAAGGAGUUCCAAGAACAGGUCCACAUAAUGUUACCGUGAAAAAUAUUACCAAGACCUCAGCUGUCAUUGAGUGGGAAGAGAUCCCUGAAGACGACUGUCUGGGAUUUUUGUUGGGCUACAGAAUUUCCUGCAUUGAUACUUCAGGAAACUCCAGAAUAGAUAUUUACUUGAACACCUCAAGUCAAAGAAUCUACCAGAUUGAGGGUCUUGCAGGCAGACGCAAAUAUGAAGUGACUGUGUCAGGAGUGACAGCGACAGGUGUAGGAGCACCCAGUGUUCCUCAGGUGAUCCAAACUCUAACCUAUGGUGAAGCUGAAUUGCAAACUAUUAUAAUUGUUACUUGUGCCGGACUUAUCCUCAGUGCCAUCAUUCUAGUCAGGGUCUGCGCCUAUACAGUUCACAGAGUAAAGAAGCGGUAUUUUCCAAAAAUCCCUAAUCCAAAACACAGCCACAUUGUCAAGAUGAAUGAAGCAACCGGCACAAAGACUUUGCUCAUGCAGUCAUCGCCAUAUGAUGAAGAAAAGUCUUGUUCUAACCACCUUGGUGUGGAGGUGACCCAACAGAUAGAAUUGAUAUCAGAUAAGUCAAGCAUCCAAGAAAUGGACAAUAGUGUUGGGCAGAAAACAUCUAACCAUCAGAAGACAUCUCAUGCCUAUGCUGCAAAUGUAGAAGAUUACAUUGACAAAAUGUCAGUACUCAAAGCAUUCCAAAGGAUGCCAGAAACCACUAGCUAUGUACGACAACAGCCCACAGAUGAAUAGAUGUAGCAUUAGAUAUACUGCAAUCUGUUCUAAAAACAUAAUGAUAUAUAAACUAGGGAUGUCCCGAUACCAUUUUUUUUUACGACAGAGUACAAGUACCGAUACUUUAAUUCUAGUACUCGCCGAUGCCAAUUACGAGUACUUUUAUUUUAAAGGGAAUCAGACACCAGGGUGACCCGGUUUCUGGUGCUGCUUACCGUGCUGAUAUGUGAGUUCCUUGUUCUGUGCAAUAGAGGCGGCUGCUGUAGUAUGGGCCAAGAUCUCUCUCUUCCCCAUUGGGCAGAACAGGGAAUUUGCAUUGGCGGCAAGACCAAUGUCUCGGGAGCGAUUGGUGAGAAGCGGUAGAAACUGGGUCACCUGCACGGUCUACCUAUAAAUUCAAGUUAGUGCAGGUGACUCUACUGUAAGAUUGUCUUUAAUAGUAGGUAGUAUAGAUACUUGCACACAUUAGCAGCAGCAGCCCCCCUGCAGACAUUAGUAGACAGCGCCCCCUCCCCUUGUAGACAGCACCCUUCUAUCAUGAGGAAAUCCAUACCCUCCCCCCAAUCUCAAGGUCCCCUUUCUAAAUACACUAACAUAUAAAAAUGUUUAAAACAAUAAUUCACCAAGAUGGAGUUGUUGGAAUGACUUUAAACGUUAUAGGUGUAUGUAAUGUUGAUAGAUGUAAGUGAUAACAUUAGCGUGAAAGGAUAAGAAUAUUGGGGGAAACUGUACAAUUCACUAGAGGCUCUAGCACCCUGUUGGGCCACUUCUAGACUGGAUACAAGAUGUGAUAUGAUUGGGCAUGGAUGCAGACAGGUUCCAUAUGGCGUCCUAUGGCACAUUUGUCCACAGAUAUUGCAGCUGUAUAUCCUCCACACUCAUAGGUUGCAGAAGCGGGUAUCCCAUCUGGUCAAAUAUAUUAUAAAUCUGGUUACUAGGCAGGCAAGGAAAUAUUGCACUCUGGCAGAGACAUUCCUAGAAAACCCUUGCUGUGUGUGGGCGAGCAUUAUCCUGCUGAAAAGUUGGAUGCUUGCCAAGAGAGACAACAAGUGUGGCCACAGGAUGCCCUGCACAUAUCAAAGCUGUUAGUGUCCCUCGUAUUACUACUAAGGGUGACAGUCAUAUGCGAUGGCUCCCCAGAUCAUCACACCAGCAGUUGGGACAGUUUGUUGCUCCACAGCAGAGGCAGGAUUGAUGCGCUCACCGACAGGCUUACAUAAACAAACCCAACAGUUGUCAAAUCCCAAAGAAAGCCUGGAAUGAUAUGGUUCCAGUCUGUAGCUGUCAAGAUUUCUCAUUCACAACAGCACUGCAAACAAAGGCAAUAGUGCUGGCUGUCAAUGGCAGAACACGUAAUGUGACACCAAAGUGUCUGGAAAUGGUCCAGGCAGAGAUAGAAUUCUCUAAUAACAGUGCCACCUAGGUCUGGAUGGUGAACAAGGAAACUGGGAGUACCUCAUACUUGGUGGAACAAAUGUUCCUCUCUACUGGUGGUCUGUCUGGGCCAUCUGGAGCCUGCUCGCCAAGUAUGCGUGCCCUCACAUAACCAUUGCUAUCAUUACUUCCUAACAGCUUAGUCAGAACAGUUUAAAUGGCGGAAAGUUUGUUGAAACAACCAUCCUGCUUUUCUCAGUCUAAUGAUAGCCUCCUCUCAUGAUCUGUCAACUCGAGAAAAUGUCUUUAAAGGGGUUAUCCAGGAAAUUUUAUUUUUUUUAUAUAUAUAUUAACUGGCUCCAGAAAGUUAAACAGAUUUGUAAAUUACU